Aphis gossypii (cotton aphid) is the source of this 2160-nucleotide messenger RNA. RefSeq names its product post-GPI attachment to proteins factor 3 (gene PGAP3). The transcript is spliced from 6 exons. NCBI's taxonomy places the organism in Eukaryota, Metazoa, Arthropoda, Insecta, Hemiptera, Aphididae. Gene Ontology annotation, cellular component: endoplasmic reticulum membrane. Bases 275 to 1222 code for a protein of 315 amino acids. Gene Ontology annotation, biological process: GPI anchor biosynthetic process. Gene Ontology annotation, molecular function: hydrolase activity, acting on ester bonds. The record is from RefSeq and is a predicted model, not a curated record.
AUGUGAUUGUAAACAUAAAAUACUAAUACUAUUAUUACUUAUUAUUAAAUUACCUGUUUUAAUUUACUAUUUUAGAUUUUUUAGUCACUGAGCGGCCAACAGAUCAAAUUUAGCCAAUAUUUAGCCUUACUACUCUUAUUAAUUCUACUAGACGUACUAGAACAAAAUAUACGCUUUUGUAUUUAUAAUUGUUUAUCUUUUUUUCAUCAACUAUUCUCUAGUCAUGAAAUAUAACUAGUAAUGCUCGACAACCAACAUCUUUAUAACAUUUAAAAUGACACAAUUUUUAUUUGUGUUAACCAUUUUGGCGUUGAACUAUGUAUUUGGACAUUGCUCUCUGGGAGAUAGCUUCCCAUCUUACAGAAAUUGUGUUCUAGAAUGUUCACAGAAACGAUGUGACAAGGAUGGAAUAAGAUACAAGAGAAGCUGUUGUCUUGUAGUUUUAGAAGUUUUUAAAUGGAAAUGUUCAGAAAACUGCAAAUAUGAUUGCAUGUGGCCGAUGGUUGAAGGUUUGGUGGAACGUGAUUGGCCAGUUCCACAAUUUCAUGGAAAGUGGCCAUUUAAAAGACUACUUGGUCUUCAAGAACCUGCAUCCGUAGCAUUUUCUUUAUUAAAUUUAUUUACAAAUUUAAUAAUGUUCAACCGUUUCAAAGAGCAAAUUCGUUUCACUUUACCAUCAUGUAAUAUAUGGUCUCUGUACACAUUGGUAUCAGCCAAUUGUUGGUUUUGGUCAGCUGUAUUCCAUGGCCGAGACACUAUGUUUACUGAAUUAAUGGACUACAUUAGUGCUUAUGCUAUGGUUUUAUUCGCAUUUUAUACAAUUGGUCAUCGAAUUCUAUUGUACAGUAAUCAAAUUGUGAAGAAUACGUUUAUGAUUAUUUGUUCUCUUGCAUUUAUCUAUCAUUCGUUAUAUCUACUUACUACAGAGUACGAUUACAAGUACAACAUGACAACAAAUCUUCUAGUUGGUGCUGUAACUGGUACAGCCAUGUUAAUAUGGGCUGUGUUGAAUCGUCGCAGAAUGGGCCAUGGUAAAUAUUUGAUAUUUUAUGUACUUGGCAUGACUUUGGCAUCGUUACUAGAGUUAGCAGACUUUCCGCCACUUUUGUGGACAUUUGAUGCACAUUCACUCUGGCAUUUAGCAACAGCCCCGAACGCGUAUUUCAUGUACAAAUUUGCCAUUGAAGACUGUAAACAUCAGCGUCGAAUGUUACUGAAAUGACAGUUUCUUGCACUGGGGAUACCUCAGAUACAAGAUGAAUAAAACUUUAUUGAUGAAUUUAGUUUUCCUAACCUUAUAAUCUCUAACUAACAUGUUUAGAUUUAAAUACUUCCUGAAUAGAGCUCACCAUAAUAUUUAAAUGAGUUAGGUAUAGCGUAAUAAUUAGUUUUAUUACAGUUGUAAUAAAUACAAUUAUACGACUAUAUCCUCAUUUAAUUAAUUUUUGUUAUUUUUGUAUACAAAUUUUACCACAAUAUGUUAACCCAUCAAACUCGAUUUGUAGGUAUAAGCUAACCAUAAUAUACGUAAUAUAUUAUAUGUUAUGUCUAUUUAACUAUUGAUAAAUAUUUUACUCUUAUGUUUAUUGAGUCACUACAAUACUACAACUUACCAAAAAAUAACUACUACUUGUAUCCAAUACUACUUACUAGCUAUUACUAUACUUUUAUGAAUCUCACAAAAGUUACUCAGUUAUUGUGAUAAAAUGUUAACAAAUCUGUUAUAUAUAAUUACAUAGGUAUUUAAGUUUUCUUGUGCGUUUCAUUGCCAUGUGUAUACUUUCUUUAGCUUAUUUUUGUUAAUGAUUUCUUGCAUAAUAUUUAGUCAUUGUUUUUAUUUUGAUAUUAAUUAUCUGUUAACAUAUUUUAUACUAAAGAAUUAUUGGCUUCCAAUCCAUCUAUUUAUACUAUACCUAAGAUCAUUAUCUACUUUACUAGUCUAUUUAGAUUUUUAUUAUUACCUAAAUAUAAAAAUGUACUAUUUGUGAAAAAUAUAAAUAUUUUUUAUUAUAGAAAAUUAUGUUUUGUUUUUAAUUUAAUUAACAUAUUAAAAAAAUAUUACUAUGUAUUACUAUUUUUUUAUUGAUAUUAACUAUGUAUGUACAAAGAUAUGUGUGUUCUCUACCUAUGAUAUAAACAUUAAAAUAUCAAAAUUUAGUG